UCGCGGAACGUGCAAACAACGGUGCGCGGACGCGGGAGUUCGCCGUUCCUUCCUUGGGAGGCCGCCGGAUGCACGAGUUUAGACGAGGAGGCGGAAGGUGAGGGUACUAUGAGCCUAACGAAACGCAUAGACGAGAUCAGGUUGCUCGAAUCACGUAAGAGCGCACGACUCGCCGAUCAGGAUACGGAUUUCGCCAGGCUCGCCGAUAUGGCUGGCGAUCGUAAGCGAGCGUCCUCCCACUCUAUCGACGUGCCACACGUGAUGGCAUCCAGGAAACGACGGCCAAGCUCGAACAAUGAUUCCGAACGGACAUACAGCGGUUGGGGCGAGAGGGUGCUCUGCGGACGUGAGGGUUGUCGCACCAACGAACGCGGUGAUUGCAUGGACGAAUGCGCGGCCGCCUUGGUCCUUAUGUCGCUCUCGUGCUCACCUCACAGUCCUCACAACCCCCCGCCACUUCACUGCCAAUACAAUUACGGUUCUUGGGGGAGUCGUGGAGGCGGAGGCGGCGGCAUGAUCGCCGGCUCACCGGGAGUCGGCGGUAUGUCAAAUAGCAGUAGCAGCAGCGGGGCUUCCUGGCGAAGCGGCACUCCCAGUCCACCCCUCAGCGAGGAGGGCGUACCGACAAGGAGUUCCCCGUGUCCGGCGACCUCGCAUCCCUCGCACAAUCAGCCGCACUACCCCUACAACGCGUCCGGCUCGUCGUCGAGCAGCACCCCCGGCUCGACCACGUUGGACGAGGGAAUAGUGCCCGACUAUAUCGAGGAACAGCACCCACGUAAGAAGAUUCGAGCGAAAGUCAACCAGGACCCGAUCGAGACGGAGCCAGGCGCUUGCGCGACUUUCGAAAGCGAACAGGCGAAUGCGGCAGUGGUCUUCAAGUGCACUUGGCCGGGCUGCCUGGAAAUCAAAGCGACCGUCCCGCUUAUUGAGGAACAUGUGCGCCAGUCACAUCUGGGUCCAAAGAAGUCCAAGGGAUGCGACAGCGAGGACGAUAUGUCCGUUCACGAAGAGGAAUUCUAUUAUCAGGAAGUUGCUGUGGAUCACAUGAGCUCACCUCCCACGAUGUCUCACCGGGACAUGGCGAGACCGCCGCACGAGGAUCCGGAGUAUCAGAAGCAGCUUCGUCUCGAGACGACACCUGCCGCGAGUAACUACAUCGAGAACGUAAUGGUCGGUGUCAGGGAACCGAGCAACACGUUUACGAUCUCGCAAUCGCCGGGUACUCCUAAUAAACACAUCAAACUGUCCCCACGGCCAUUGCAGGCGUGUCAUCAACAGAACAUGACAGCGUCCACGGGCAAGCCGUCCUCCCCGCGGCGAACUCGCAGCGAUGUUAAGAAAUGUCGCAAGAUCUACGGUAUGGAUUCACGCGACCUCUGGUGCACUCAGUGCAGGUGGAAGAAGGCCUGCACCCGUUUCUGCAGCGAAUAGGCCAAGCGUCCGCCCCGUUCGUACGUCCGUGGGCGGAAACCCUUGUCAAGUCGACCCCAGAGUUUGCCAAUGCUACGUUGAACGUUAACACCAACUGCCAAAUGCCAAUCAUCGUCGAAGACGCGGCGUCGAGAAAAAAAGCUCCCGCAUUCGCGGAGCACACCGAGACCGCGAGACCGCCAAUUAUCGCCGGUUAUCGCAGCGAAAACUGUUACCCUACGAAUUAUUCCAGCAUGGGUAUACCGGAACUUUUCGUGAAAAAGUAAAAUGCAAAGCUCAUAAAAGCAGCAUUUCUUCCUCUUCUCUCUGUUUCCCGUCGAUGAAACGGCAUGCACGAGUUUCGGAGAGAAUUACAUCACUCUACGGUUACGGUUGGCGGGUAGCUCUAUAGGGCCGAUAUUCGUGCAUGAUAUAACACCUUUCUAGUGCUCAUAGAGGAAGUUAACGACGUAAGAUUUAUCUGAACGAUUUCCGCCCGUUCGUGUUUUGCACUUGGCAAACUCCGACCGGGUCCCUUAGCCGUAACGAGGGACUUUUCGAUUAAUAGAUAGCAAAUAAUUGGCGUGCGGAGUGAUGCGACCUCAGACGGUUGCAUUCUCUCGCUCCCAACUCGUCUGACGAAGAGAACCUUUUGGUUCGGUACGAAUGAGAUACGCACUCGCACUCGGAACGAGCAUGCAUGUCCUUUCGAAAUGCUGAUUCCCGAACCGUCUCUUAGGUCAUUGCAAUAGAUCUUCCUUCUUCCGCCAAGAGCGCAAACGUUAAUGCGCUCUCGGUAAUGAUGGAACUAAAGGCGUUAAGAUCUCGAUCCUCAGGGACGUCGUUCAGCCGAUCCCUGGAGAAUGAGCGAUCGAAUCUGACGGACGAAGGAAAGACCGGCGGAAUUCGAUGUUUGGUCUGACCGAUGUUCAAUGCUAAAUGAACGCAGACAAGCAAGAUUGAACUCGCGUGGAACAGAGCUGCUAAUUGUGAUAUUGUAUCUAAAUUUAUUGGAUCUGCCGCGAAUCGAGCAGGAGAGCGCAAAGGCGUGUGAAGAAAUGAGAGAAGGAAAGAUUAAAAAAAAAAAAGAGGAAACCAAAAUUUUAUACACCAAUUAUACUGCCA
Molecule: messenger RNA, 2538 nt
Organism: Temnothorax curvispinosus
Lineage: Eukaryota; Metazoa; Arthropoda; Insecta; Hymenoptera; Formicidae
Product: zinc finger protein 704-like
Exons: 8
Coding region: 109-1434 (441 amino acids)
Biological process (GO): regulation of transcription by RNA polymerase II
Cellular component (GO): nucleus
Molecular function (GO): DNA-binding transcription factor activity; RNA polymerase II cis-regulatory region sequence-specific DNA binding
Source: RefSeq, a predicted model, not a curated record